UCCACUUCUCCAGCAGCUGCUUCUCACGUGGUCUGUAACUCUGGAGGGUCAGUAUAUAAACCGACCCCCGCGCGCACUGUCCUUACAGACCCGAGGCACGAGGAACAGGCAGCGGAGUGGACAAAACAUUAAGACCACAGGGAGAAGUUAAACUGCCGCUCACGUGAUUCCCCCCUGCUGAGGAAUGGAGGGCGCGGGGAAUGCGACGGCGCUGCGCGCGCUCUCCUUCCGGAACGCCGCGAGCACCCCGCAGGCGGGCGGGAGCGACGGGAACGCGUACCUGUAUAUUCUGAUCGUCAUGUCCUUCUAUGGGAUCUUCCUCGCCGGUAUCAUGUUCGGGUACGUGCGCUCCAAGCGGCGCGAGAAAAGGCGCAGCAACGUGUUCCGGCGGCUGAUGCAUGAGGAAGAGCAGCGGGAGUGGGGCGCGCGCCUAAAGAAGCACAGCCUGCCCGCGCUGGCCGGCCUCACCUUCUCCGCGCGCGCGCUGCCGCUGCCGGGCGGCCCGCUGGAGAGCCGCGUCCUCGCGCCGCUCGCGUGCGCGCUGUGCUCGGUGGAGCAGAGCAGCGUGAGCUCCCUCUGCUCGUCCGCGGACGCGCGCGCCAUCAUCGAGGAGGAGGCGGACAGCGGCACCGGGGAGGGGCUCGAGGAGCCGUGCCGGGAAAGCGUCGCGAGCAACGGCGCAUCCGCGGAGAACCUCCGCGCGGCGCCGUGAGACCCGCCAGAACCCGAGAACUGCUGAGGGAGCCGCGCCCGGGUUCUGACCCCGCCCGGGGAUCAACAGGCAGCUGACCGGCCGCGACACCGACACCCUGGACCCAACUUGAAGUUCUGAACUCAUUUCUUUAUAUAUUAAAAAAACUUUUUAAAA
Messenger RNA from Astyanax mexicanus (Mexican tetra), 868 nucleotides. It is a transcript of the gene kcne4, whose product is annotated as potassium voltage-gated channel, Isk-related family, member 4. Gene Ontology annotation, cellular component: membrane. The record is from RefSeq and is a predicted model, not a curated record. Gene Ontology annotation, biological process: regulation of ventricular cardiac muscle cell membrane repolarization; regulation of heart rate by cardiac conduction; negative regulation of delayed rectifier potassium channel activity. Bases 185 to 712 code for a protein of 175 amino acids. Gene Ontology annotation, molecular function: transmembrane transporter binding; potassium channel regulator activity; voltage-gated potassium channel activity involved in ventricular cardiac muscle cell action potential repolarization. Lineage: Eukaryota; Metazoa; Chordata; Actinopteri; Characiformes; Acestrorhamphidae. The transcript is spliced from 2 exons.